Selaginella moellendorffii is the source of this 1226-nucleotide messenger RNA. RefSeq lists its product as uncharacterized. Bases 140 to 1102 code for a protein of 320 amino acids. NCBI's taxonomy places the organism in Eukaryota, Viridiplantae, Streptophyta, Lycopodiopsida, Selaginellales, Selaginellaceae. The record is from RefSeq and is a predicted model, not a curated record. The transcript is spliced from 2 exons.
CGCGGAGAUAUCUCGAUUUUCUUGCGGGAUCGGUGUCUGAGGUAGCUAGAAUCGGUGGAUUGAGCGCCAUCAAGCGCGAUCGAGGCGAGAAAACUGGGCAAAAUUUCCAGCAACAGUGUUUGCGGCCUAGGGUUGGGAAAUGUCCACAAGCGGGGGCGAUGGAGAACCCAAGCUUGUUAUUCCACCUUACAUGGUCGCCGAAGCCAUGUCUUCUCUCCACGGGCUGGAUCUAAGGUGGUCAAGUCCGAUCACUCCCACGGAGAUGCAAUACGUGGAGCAAUAUGUAAAGGCCCGGUAUCCAGAGUUUUUCGCGAAAGCCGGGGACGCCAGAAAUCUCCCAGUCUUGACAGAAGAUCAGGAGUACAUUGACGAGAACGGCAGAAACACUCCAGGAGCAGCAGGCCCGGACGAGUUCAAGAGGAAAUCUCCCUCCGCCGGCCAGGCAAAAGAAUGGGGAGUGAAAAAAAUGCCUCUGGAGCAAUCGCGGCUGCUAGACAUCCUCACUCAAAAGGCCACCUCCAUCGCCACUUACACCGACAGCCUGAGCUCCAUCCCGGAGAUCCACGCCAGGAACACGCUGCUCAGGCAUCUCGGGGUCACGGACGAGGACUACCUGGUGGUUUUCACAUCCAGCCUCAAGGAAUCCAUGAUGAUGGUCGGGGAGAGCUAUCCGUUUUGCCGCUACAUGAACUUCAUGACGGUGCUGAGCGAGGAGGUGGACUGGAUCCGAGAGUUUGCAUCGUACAAGGAGGCCAAGGUGAUCGUCGCUCCAUCGAACUGGCUCAACCUCAGGAUAGCCGGCUCGCAGCUCAGCCAAAACUUCCGGAGGAAGAGCAAGCAGCAGAGCCCAAACUUGAAGGGAUUGUUCGCGUUCCCGGCGGCGGAGAAUGGUGGCACCAGGAACUCGCUCCACUGGGUCUCGGAAGCGCAGAGGAACUCCUGGCACGUCUUGCUCGACGCGUCGAAUCUCCGGCUUUGCGACGAUCAGCUCAACUUGACGUUCCACAAGCCCGACUACGUGCUGUGCACGCUCUCCGGGGUCGUGGGACACUCCACAACCAUGACUUGCUUGCUCGUCCGGAGGAGCUCGUUUGGAUCGUAAGCCGGGAGCCGGAGUUUUCUUCCAAAAGAUUGAUCGAUUUCUAAGCGAAGAACACACUGUGCUGGAAGGAAAGAUCGAUCUCUAAACUCUCUUUGGCUAUAAAACCAACCGAUGGACGUCACAA